Lontra canadensis (Northern American river otter) is the source of this 7611-nucleotide messenger RNA. RefSeq names its product angiomotin (gene AMOT). Gene Ontology annotation, cellular component: cytoplasmic vesicle; lamellipodium; plasma membrane. The coding region runs from base 739 to 3963 and encodes 1074 amino acids. The record is from RefSeq and is a predicted model, not a curated record. NCBI's taxonomy places the organism in Eukaryota, Metazoa, Chordata, Mammalia, Carnivora, Mustelidae. The transcript is spliced from 14 exons. Gene Ontology annotation, molecular function: signaling receptor activity. Gene Ontology annotation, biological process: angiogenesis; actin cytoskeleton organization; hippo signaling.
CACCCUCCUGCUCCGGGGCGGUCCUAGCGGCUCACCGCAAGAAGAAAAGCCACCCAUUCGCCCCCCUCCCCUACCUCCCAUCCUUUGCCCAGGAGCUGCCUUCAUCGCAGUCACGCCCCUUCCUUCCGAGGAGCUUUCUGGCUGCCCAAGCUAGUAGACCCCCUGAUUUAUUCCUCCAUCUCCGCUCUCUUUCGCCUCAUCUUCUCUUAGUUCUCACCGCCCCCUCCACCCCCCACCUCCAGCCUGUCUUGCCUCCGACCAUCCGCUGCUCCACCCUCCGUUCCGGUAUCCUGCCUGUCCACUGCCACCAAGGAGAGCCCGGACGGAGCGGCGAGGAGCCGAGCAGCCGGGAGUUGGGGCUUCCCCCUGCCCAUCCCUGGCCUCCGGCCCGGGACUGAAGCCACUUGAGCGAACAGAGAGUCGUCACCUGGUCUUCGGUACCUUCAGGGAGCGGCUGAGAAGGACAAAUAAGAUAACGGAAGUGAAAGAGGUUUUGUCUCCUUAGAAGAAAAGCUGAGAAACUAAAGAGUGACCAGUGGUUGGACUCUUGGCGGCGCUUACCCUGAACCUGAGUGUUAGGGGAGAGGGAAUCUGCCGUUGCGGUUUCUGGAGCUGCUCAUAAGCAAGAAUUCCCUAUCCUGAUCAAGGCUUUAAGCCUAAAAGAAAGCAGAAAUAGGUCAAGGGCAGCCCAGGUGCCCAAUUUCUCUCUCUCUUCACAAGGCACCACAAGCAAUAGAGAUGAGAAAUUCUGAAGAACAGCCAAGUGGAGGAACCACAGUGUUGCAGCGUCUGCUACAAGAGCAGCUUCGCUAUGGCAAUCCUAAUGAGAAUCGCAACCUGCUUGCCAUACACCAGCAAGCCACAGGGAAUGGCCCUCCUUUCCCCAGUAGCAGUGGGAACCCAGGCCCUCAGAAUGAUGUGUUGAGUCCCCAAGAUCACCACCAACAGCUUGUGGCUCAUGCUGCUCGACAAGAACCCCAGGGGCAGGAAAUCCAGACAGAAAACAUCAUCAUGGAGAAGCAGCUUUCCCCUAGAAUGCAGAAUAAUGAAGAACUCCCAACCUAUGAAGAAGCCAAGGUCCAGUCCCAGUACUUUCGGGGCCAACAGCAUGCCAGUGUUGGAGCUGCCUUCUAUGUCACCGGAGUCACCAACCAGAAGAUGAGGACCGAGGGACGCCCAUCAGUUCAGCGACUCAAUCCUGGGAAGAUGCACCAGGAUGAAGGACUCAGAGACCUUAAGCAAGGACAUGUCCGCUCCUUGAGUGAACGACUAAUGCAGAUGUCACUGGCCACCAGUGGAGUUAAGGCCCAUCCACCUGUUACCAGCGCUCCCCUCUCCCCACCACAACCCAGUGACCUCUACAAGACUCCCACAAGUUCCAGUGAAUUCUACAAGGCCCAGGGGCCACCUCCCAGCCAGCAUAGCCUGAAGGGCAUGGAACACCGAGGUCCCCCACCAGAGUAUCCCUUCAAGGGCAUGCCACCCCAGUCUGUAGUGUGCAAGCCCCAAGAGCCAGGGCACUUCUAUAGUGAGCAUCGUCUGAACCAGCCAGGGAGAACAGAGGGGCAACUGAUGAGGUAUCAGCAUCCCCCUGAGUAUGGAGCAGCCAGGCCGGCGCAGGACAUCUCAUUACCACUGUCGGCCCGGAGCUCACGGCCUCACAGUCCUACUUCUUCCCUCACGUCUGGGGGUUCCUUGUCCUUGUUGCAGUCUCCGCCAGCCACGAGAUUGUCUCCUGCCCAACACCCCUUGGUCCCAAACCAAGGAGACCACUCAGCUCACCUGCCUAGGCCUCAGCAGCAUUUCCUCCCGACCCCGGCUCACCAGAGCGAUCAUUACCGGCUCCCUCAGCCCAGCCUGAGUCAGCCACAGCAGCAGCACCAUCACCAUCACCAGCAGCAGGCCGGCGAACCCUAUUCAGCUAUGCCUCGGGCUCAGCAGUCCUCCGCUUCCUACCAGCCAAUGCCAGCAGACCCAUUUGCCAUCGUUUCCCGAGCCCAGCAGAUGGUUGAGAUCCUGUCAGAUGAGAACCGGAACUUGCGGCAGGAACUGGAAGGAUGCUACGAGAAGGUGGCGAGGCUGCAGAAGGUGGAGACAGAAAUCCAGCGUGUCUCGGAGGCGUAUGAGAACCUUGUAAAAUCAUCCUCCAAAAGAGAGGCUCUGGAGAAAGCCAUGAGAAACAAGCUUGAGGGUGAAAUUCGAAGGAUGCAUGACUUCAACCGGGAUCUGAGAGAGCGUCUAGAGACUGCCAACAAGCAGCUUGCGGAGAAGGAAUAUGAGGGAUCAGAGGAUACUAGAAAAACCAUCUCUCAGCUCUUUGCAAAAAAUAAGGAAAGCCAAAGGGAAAAGGAGAAGCUGGAGGCCGAGCUGGCCACUGCCCGUUCUACCAAUGAGGACCAACGGCGACACAUUGAAAUCCGAGACCAGGCCCUGAGCAAUGCCCAGGCCAAGGUGGUCAAGCUGGAAGAAGAGCUGAAAAAGAAGCAGGUGUACGUAGAUAAGGUGGAGAAGAUGCAGCAAGCCCUUGUACAGCUCCAGGCAGCAUGUGAAAAACGCGAGCAGUUGGAGCAUCGUCUCCGGACACGGCUGGAGAGGGAACUGGAGUCCCUCAGAAUUCAGCAGCGCCAGGGAAACGCUCAGCCCACCAAUGUUUCCGAAUACAAUGCCACGGCAUUGAUGGAGCUCCUCCGUGAGAAGGAGGAGAGGAUCCUGGCCCUGGAAGCCGAUAUGACUAAGUGGGAGCAGAAGUAUUUGGAGGAGAACGUGAUGAGACAUUUCGCUCUAGAUGCUGCUGCAACUGUAGCUGCUCAGAGGGACACAACAGUCAUCAGCCACUCUCCCAACACCAGCUAUGACACGGCCUUGGAAGCUCGCAUCCAGAAAGAGGAGGAAGAAAUCUUGAUGGCCAACAAGCGCUGCCUUGACAUGGAGGGCAGGAUUAAGACCCUCCAUGCCCAAAUUAUUGAGAAGGAUGCCAUGAUCAAAGUACUCCAGCAGCGUUCCCGGAAGGAGCCAAGUAAGACAGAGCAACUGUCAUCCAUGCGACCUGCAAAGUCUCUGAUGUCCAUUUCCAAUGCUGGGUCAGGCUUGCUCUCACAUUCUUCCACCCUGACUGGCAACCCCAUCAUGGAGGAGAAGCGGGAUGACAAGAGCUGGAAGGGGAGCCUAGGUAUUCUCCUGGGUGGAGACUACCGCACUGAGUCUGUCCCUUCCACACCAUCGCCGGUGCCGCCCUCCACUCCCCUGCUCUCGGCUCACUCCAAGACAGGCAGCCGAGACUGCAGCACCCAAACGGAGCGGGGUACAGAACCGAACAAAACCGCAGCUGUCGCUCCAAUCUCUGUUCCUACGCCAGCCGCUGUCGCCGCCACUGCUGCCACCAUCACUGCCAACGCUGCCACCAACACUGCCGCCGCUGCUACCAACAACACCAUCACCAUGGUAGCCGCUGCUCCGAUUGCUGCCGCUGCCGCUCCAGCUGCUGCCACCGCCGCUGUCGCCACCCCAUCUCCGGCAACUGCUGCUGCUGCUCUCGCUGCUGCUGUUUCUCCAGCUACUGCUGCUCAGAGUCCAGCCGCUGCCUCUGCUGUUGCCGCCGCUGCGGCUGUUGCUCCCACUGCUGCUGCUCAGGUUGCUCCAGCUGCUCCGGCUCCGGUUCCAGCUCCGGCUCCGACUCCAACAGCACCUCAGGCUUCUGCUCCGGCUCAGACUCAAGCACCAGCUCCAGCUCCGGCUGCGGCUGCUCCUCCAGCUCCAGCUCCAGCUCCAGCUCUGGCUCAGGCUGAGGCUUCUGCAAGUCUGGCUGCCAGUUCUGGGUCACGUCGUUUGUCUGUACCAAGUCUGACCUGCAAUCUGGAUAAGACAGAUGGCCCUGUGUUCCACUCCAAUACUCUGGAAAGAAAAGCUCCCAUUCAGAUCCUGGGACAAGAGCCUGAUGCAGAGAUGGUGGAAUAUCUCAUCUAAACGGCGUAUUCGAGAGCUGCAGUUUAUCAGCGAGAGUGCUUUCAAUCAUUUUUCCCUUUUGUUUGUUCUUAUUUUGAGGGUGAGGACAAGGGUUGGGGGGGAUGUUUUUUAAAGGGACUUUUUAUUGAAACGACCUAGUACUUAAGUAAUACCAUACAAACUCCAGUCUAUUCUGGUACACACUUAGAGAGUACCUCUAAAGACCGAUUAUCAGAAUGUGCUCUAAAGUUUACUGUUUGGAAUUAUACAAAUACUUGGACUGUUAAUAGCUGGUUAUACAUGAAUGUUUUCAAUGUGCAUAAUUUUAUUUAGCAUUUUGGAGAGCACAGUACGUUUGGAAGACAGUGUGUAACAUGUAGUUCAGAAGUGGGAAGCUGGAGAGAAUUUGCACGUGUGCUGUUUUGUAUACUUACCAUCUACACAGCGUCGAGAGAGAGAGAGCUCUACGGCUCUGACUCAUGAAAGGGAAUAGUUUUGGAAGCUGUGUAAGCUAGAGAAAAGGCAGGGAAUUUGGGGGUGUGGAAGGGUGCUGGAGCUAAUUUUCCCUCCCAAUUUCCCAGUUGCCCUGUACCAGGAGAUUGUGUUUAUCUUCAUUUCAGUGGUGCUUUGGAAGUGGAUUCUUUUGGUUCCCUCAUGGAGGUUCAUACAUUCAUAUAUAUACUCUGGAGUAAUUUAUGCAUUUGGAUAAUUAAUAUAUUGCUUUCAGAUGCUAGGAGAGUAAAUUAGCUGUGUGAUGUACAACUUCCUCUUUCUUAGGGAGUUAGACCAUCAGAGGCCUUGAUGGAGAGUCGUUUGAAGUGCUGUGUGCGGCCAUGAACACAGCUCGCUUGCCUUUCCUGAGACCAGUCUGCUUAGUGUUUAUUUCUUCUCCAGCAUGAACUCACUGGCUGUGUCACCAGUCUCAAAUUUCCAAUCGUUGGCAAAACCAGGAAGCAUUUUCAGUGAUGGGCUGAAUGCUUUGAAUUUCUGGGGACUCCUCUGAAAUAACUCCUUUUGUUUUCCCCAAUUCUUAGCAUACGUCUUAAAAGGCAUCAUUGACUCUCACCUCCGAGGGAAUAGCAUCAGAAACCCAAAGUACUAUGCUGCAGCCGAGGGAGAGGUGGGUUGCAGAUGUGUCCUUAGUUAUCCCUUCUCACUGCCAGUGACUCCGUCUCAGAAUACCUUCGGAGAGCAGCAGGAAAUGUGCAUGUGGACAGGGACCAAGGAGACUGUGGCUCCAAGCUUUGCCAUGGGGCUGCCUCAAGGGACGAAAGAGCUGCUUUUUGCCACAGGUCCCUGCUCUGUGUCACCUCUCUGCCCUUCAUUAAGGUGACAAAUCUGCCGACAAUGUCAUUAAGAUCAGUUUUCAGGGGUAUGGGAGGGUGAGGGAAGUGGGGGGGUGUUAGGUAAGGGUGGGGGGUAGAAGUUUGGGGAUGUGUUAGUUAGAAACCAGAUUAAUAGAAGAGUAGGCCUGAUAUAUUACGUUGUGAGGCAUAGUGGCUGGAAAGAACUGUAGCAGUAGAGCCCUAUACCCUCAAGUUUAGUGAUGAGGCAUCUGAGACCCGGAGAGGUUACAUGACUUUUUCAAGAUCACACAACAACACAGCUUUCCAUUUUACCAUGCUUCUUUCGAGAAACACUUAUCUACAGCAAGCCUCAUUUUAAGAAAAGGAAUCUUGUCAGACCAGGGCAUACAUAUUUUGUAAAACGUUCCUGGCUUGAGUAGUUUGUCCAGGGUUCUGAAUUCCUACUUUGCCUCUCCUGCAGUGCCUUUUGCAAGGUCUUCCCUGUCCUGGUCCUCAUCUCAACACUGAGUCACAUGAAACUCUCCCCACCCCAACCUCAAAGAAAUCGACCUCACUUCUUCUCUUGCUGUGGAUUGACUGCCUCAGAUCAUCUUACAGGGUUCCUCUGUGACCACAGGAAUGGUGGCCUGUUUAACAGUAUUUUUGCGCCAUUCCUGAUUCUCUUCCGUAGGGAUCAUUCUGUGGGGUGGAGGGAGAGACAAGAGGGAGACUGAUGUGAUUUUCAGCCAGUCUUGACAUUUCAGUAAUGAAGUGAUCAUCCUACGCGUUAGUCCUCUGUCAGCAAGUGAAUCCCAAAUAGAAAUUAAAAGCGCAGUUGUGUUAAUACUGGUUCAUACUCCCCUUUAGUCAUAAGGGGGAAAGUCCGCAACUAGUAGAAGCCACAGGUAGCAAACUUUGGGACUGCUACUUUCUAGCCAAAUAAAAAAAUCCAAAUAAGUUUAAACCUUUCAUCUACUCCUUUUAUGGUUAUCACACAUUGCCAGAAUUUUUGCUAGCUCUGGGAGCCAUCAUUCUAAUCACAUUCUGUAAGGUGACAAAUGUCAUACAUUCCACGCUGUGUGGCAGCCAUCUCUUUAGACUCAUGUAAUUUUGGGAAAGGAAGAAGUUCUUGGCUGAGUGCUACCUUGAACUUUCCGCCGCAUGUCUGCCCCCUCACACCAGAGGCAGUCCUUUUUGGCUCAGUUUUUACUCCCUGGUAAUUGGCUAAAGUAAUACCGUACAUCUAAGAGAUGGAGGAAGUCCAUGUCAGUGUAUUAUGUUUACGAGGAAGGUAGAUUCAGCCUUUUCAGAAAAUCUCUAAUAGGUGUCCUUUUAAAAUUUCAGGUUUAUGGGAAAAACGUCAAGUUAGUCACCUUUCACAGUUGUGUGGAUAUGUAACAUUUGGGGGAUCUUUGUGGACUCCCACUUAUCUAUGCAUUUUACCGGCACCUCAGGACAGAAGGGUGACCUUGUUGUCUUAACGUGUACUGCCCGGUGGCCUCUGGGGACCUUUCAAGUCAAUUGUACCCCAAUGUCCCAUGUACAGAAAAACUUCAUUAGAACGAACUUUACUUGAUAUAAAACUCCUAUUAACGAUUUUUAUUAAAUAAAAGGAGCUUGAAUGUUCUUUUAAAAUCAUGUAUCUGGAUUGUUGUUUCAAUGAAGGAUUUAUUUUCCAUGCUGCUUUUGAGCUUCGGGAUGAUAGGAUAGCAGAAACCUGAGAUAUCUGCCAUCAUCUGUUGCAGGAAAUACCGAGUGUUCUCUUGUUACGCAAUUGGGUGGGUACAACGAUUGGAAAAUGAACAAAGUGACUGUGCAAACUACUUUUUAGGAACAGUCGAAACACUCAGAAUGCGGCAGCUUAAAGUGCAUACAUACGGACUAACUUUUAUAAAUGAUAUUCUCAUGUCUGUUAGCCAUACAAUCUCCUGUUAUCUCAGUUACUCAUUUCACAUAUGGAAUGUGUUACUUCAAAUGUGUGCUUUCUUCCUGAACAUAUUGUCAAAGGAAGGCAUCAGCUAUGGGCUAAUUGCCAUCUAUUUCAGCCCGCCAUGAUCCUUGGAAAGAGAUCUCCCAAGUAUCAUUCAUCAUCAGUAGGACAAGUGUCGGGAGUUUAUAUUUUCCAGUAGCAACGAUGGUUACAUGGAGUUGUCAAACCUCCUUCUGGCCUCCCUUGUGAUUAAUGGCAUGUGUUUAUAAGAUGGAUAGCUGGGGUUGGCAGAUGGCUAGAGAAGAAGCACCUUCGGUUUAAAAUGUAUGUGGCCCCAUAAUGAUUGAGACCCCAUUCUGUAAUCGACUGAGCUAGUUCCAAUAAAGAUAAGCAGGUUUGAAUCCACUUUGUGCCUCUCUUUUCACUGACAAUAAAGUUAGCUAUUUUAAAAUG